GUCCGUUGAAAAGCGUGAGGUGGGGGAGCACGUCAAGCGCUCUAGAUUGCCCGCAUGAUCGCAGCGUGUACUGGUAACGUACAUUUCUUUUAGCUCAGUCGGAGAAGUCAAUCGUUUAGACCAGCGGAGGAAACGAAUGAGAUUUCAACCGACUGGCACACAGUGAGCGGCUCGACCUGCCAGCAGAUCUCUCACCCCCUUUCUCUUCAGCAGACUGAUAAGGAGACCCAGAUGGAUAACAGGAAGACAUCUGAUGACAAGCCCGUUCAGCGUUCUAAGUCUUUCAGUUUCAAGACACAGAAGGAGACGUGUGCAUCAUGUGAGAAGACUGUUUAUCCGAUGGAGAGAUUGGUGGCCAACAACCUCAUCUUCCAUAACUCGUGCUUCUGCUGCAAGCAUUGCAACACCAAACUCAGUCUGGGGUCCUAUGCAGCGCUGGCGGGGGAGUUCUACUGCAAACCACACUUCCAGCAGCUAUUCAAGAGUAAAGGGAACUACGACGAGGGCUUCGGACGCAAGCAGCACAAGGAGCUCUGGGCCUCCAAGGAUGCAGAGAGCAUCACCAAGACGGCAUAAUCCUCAGUGAUUUCCAAAGCACAUAUCCCCUCCUCUGGCCAGUGAUGACGACCCUUUAUAUACUCUGCCCUCGUCAACAAACACACACAUCCACACAAACACACUUACACAGCCAACAAGCAGUUGAGCCAGGCUUUCUUGAUAUAACACCACAAUCACAGAUAUACCACCAUGUGAUAGGGUCGAAUAGCUUCCCUUUUUUGUUUGAUGUUCUUUAUUUUUUCUUUUUUUCUUUAUCCCACCCUUUUCCUUCUCUGUUUAGUUUAUUUAGCAUUUUGUGUUUGUCUUUUUUUUUUUUUUGUGUUAUGGAGUGAACAGUUAGUUGAUUGUGACCAAAAUCUUUGUAUCCUUAUAGGUGGGUUGAUUCACUUACUAGCAUGAUUACGAUCCUGUCUGGCAGCACUAGUAUCAGUUGAUUUUCUGUCAUAAGAGCUUUCAAGAUGGUUUAGAUUAUACACUCAGGUAAAGAUUUUGGGUUGUUGCAUCAAUAUUAUACAGCAGUCUUUUAUGUACAUGGUGAACUUAAAUGUUUUGUUUUAUGAUUGAUUUUUGUCCCUCACUUCAGUUACAGCAGUUGGUACUGUUUUCAGACUUAAUGGCUUAACAGCCUUAGUCUUUUAUUUUGUCUGCUUUGCUAGCGCAGGGUAUUUUAUCUGAGAAUCUACAGGGUACACAUUACUGUAAAGAACUCCCUUUUUCAUUCAUUUUUUCAUCCCUUUUUUUAUAUUCUUUGAACAUUAAGAAUUGGUAUUUGACAGAUACUGUAAGACAGGCCUCUGUGAUCUAAUUGGACAAUAUCGUUCUUGUUAAAGGUAUAGUUCACGCAAAAUUGAAUAUUCUGUCAUUAAUUACUUACCCUCAUUUUGCUCCAAACCCGCAAAACCUUCAUUCAAGGAAACUACCACAUUAAGGCACAGAAACAUCGUGGGAAAAAAAAUGCAACAUUUGAACCACAUAUGUCACAUGGACUGUUUUAACAAUGUUUUUACUACGUUUCUGGGCCUUGAAUGUGGUAGUUCCCUUGCUGUCUGCAGGGUCAGAAAGCUCUCGGAUUCAUCAGAAAUAUCUUAAUUUGUGUUUGAAGAUGAAUGAAGGUCUUAUGAAGGUCUUAUGUGACAUGAGGGUGAGUAAUUAAUGACAGAAUUUUCAUUUUUGGGUGAACUAUCCCUUUAAGAAUCGGUAUCUUUUACCAAAUGUAGUUGUGUAAACAAUAUUUGCUUAUAGUAUUUGAGUUUAUAUUCCCUUUACCGAAUAUUAAUCACUCUGAGUUAAUCUGAUUACAAAUUAAGAUUUAAACUUUUUAAAUUUAGUCUUAUAUCAGCCAUCUUUCUGGCGCCAUCUAGUGUUUUGGAUGAUAUUUCUUAUUUUACCUAAUGUUGUUUAUUCUUGGCCAUCUUUUAAUGCCAUAUAGUAAUAUCUAUGCUAAUUUUAUCAAAAUAAAUAUACCUUAUGUGUUAUUUUAGUCAAAUUUUUAAGCAGACUGCACUGCAAAUGUUUUUUUUUUUUUUUCAUAUUGUUGCUCCGUGAUUUCUUGCAAAGGCAUUUGUACAUAAGUACCACUUAGCAGAGUGAAUGUACUGUGAUGCACUGUACUUUAUACUUGCUGCAUGGGACCAAGCUUGUUUAACAAAUUAAGAUAUUCACAGGGAACUAGAUCUCAGAGGAAAUUACAUAUCUGAUGCUUUGCACCGUUGUCUCCCCCCACCCUCCACCACUUCCUGUCAUCACAUAGAUUUUCAGCUGUUUCCUGUGGGCUUCUCUGUGUCUGUGAUGGGGUUUCGUGGGACUUUGAGUACAUAAGUAACUGUGUGGCUCCGAAGCAUUGCUCAGGAAUAUGGAUGUGUUAUGAUACAACAGUGUCACCCCUAGCCAGUUUAUCAUUAAUCACUUUUAACUCUAAAUUGACAAACAGUUAGCAAGAGGUUGAGUAAAAAGGGGGUACUGUACAUCUAAAUGAACACUUUCAUGCCAGGUUUUAUAUGCACAUGUCAGCGUGAAACUGUGACUUGUGAAUUGUCACUGUGGCCAUAAGCUGUGACCUCUCCGGUGGUUAAUGUAUUUGUGUACAAACAUCAUUAAUGCCAUCAUGUUGUUUCUUUUAAUGAAUGAAAUGCCUCUGUGUUUUAAUAUUGCUUUUUGCUUUUAUAGUGUAACAUGGUAAAGCUAUUCUGAUAUUUCUGUAUUUGUUAAAGGGGUCAUGAACUGCCAUUUCUGACGUACAAGCAUUCGCGCCGAUUCUGACAUGAAAGAGAAACUGAUUCACGGCAUAACGCAACAGCCCUCCCACUCGAUCUAGAUAAGUUAGGAUUGCAAAGAAGGCUAUUUUUCUUGUAAUCUUGUAAUGUCAUCAGUAAUCCUCUGUUUGGUUCUCUCUAGUAGGCAAUUUUUUCUCCUUCAACAACAAGUGUGAGUAACAGUGGGCGUGGCUAAAGAGGUAGUGAUGUUGAAGCAGGCGUUGAUGAUCUUUUGCGGAGGCGGUGCUUAGCCACACUAUUACAUCAUAAAGUGGCACAUUCCACAACGAGUUGUUUUCUGGCCUUGGUUUAAGUAAAAGCUGUUUUUAAACUAACAAGACAUUUUUGAGUUUUGAAACUUAAAGGACGUUUUUAUAGUACAGUGACCUGUUAUAUGUCAAAAGAUCAAGGGAAAUUGGAUUUCUCAGUUCAUGAUCCCUUUAUUAAAUGCCAUAAAGAAGUGAUUUGUAAAUAGUUUUGCCUUUAGUUUUAUUGCUAUGAUAGUAGCUUGUGUUUGUUGUGUCUGCCUUCCAGUGCAAUGGCCUUUUGUUUUUUAUGUCUGAGGAGAUUCUCCAUUAAGACUUGCUAAGCCAUUGAAAAUCAUCCAAAAAUUUUCAACAACUUGAACGUCACAAAAGUCCCUGUGUAUGCAUGGAUUUAAGAUGACAGUGAAAUCAAAAUGCAUUGCGAGGUUUAGAUGAAUCAAUGAAAGCUCUUGGCAGGAACAGAAAUUAUUUUUUUCAUAUUAAGCCUUAUCAUUUUUGUUGCAUUUUUGCUUCAGAUCCUUGAACAAGUUCUUUCCAGCUUAUGAGUUUCCCCCCCAAAUUCAUCAGCUUUUUAAAAUUUCAUAAUCAAUAUCGUUACUUUCUGAAAAUGUUGCACCUGUAAAUGAUUUGGACUUAUUUACAAUGCAUUUUCUUUUCUGACCAAAUGUGAUUUUAAAUUUGGAACAAACUUUCCACAGACACAAAUCACUGUGUUUUACGUUAGUUGUGUUUGCACACAGUAAGACAAGGUACAAAUGACACAAUAUCCUGCAAACACUUGCUGUCUUUUAUAAACUACAGAACAAACAGGUAAAAGGUACACUCUUCUUUGCUCUUUUCCAAUGGAUUUGUAGUUCUUGAAAUGUGAGUGUGUCUUUGUAAAUGUAUGGAUAUUUAAGGUUCGAAAAGAUUAUUUUUAAAUGCUGUUGACACUGUCUGCAUACUUAGAGUGAGAAAAGAUGUAAACAAAUGUACGCAAAGUGUAUUACUCUAUAUCUAAAACUUGAUCAGUGGAACAAGGUGGCCUUAAAGCAGAAGGAGGUCUUGGCUCUUUACUUGUCUUUUCUGUCCCCCAUCAGGUUUAUUUUUGUCUUAAAUACUUUUAUCAGCCCUCUAGUUCAACUGCUACAACAGUUUAUAAUAAAAUGUAAUUUUGCUUUCUUUCA
Molecule: messenger RNA, 4242 nt
Organism: Carassius auratus (goldfish)
Lineage: Eukaryota; Metazoa; Chordata; Actinopteri; Cypriniformes; Cyprinidae
Gene: limd2
Product: LIM domain containing 2
Exons: 4
Coding region: 232-576 (114 amino acids)
Source: RefSeq, a predicted model, not a curated record